This is a messenger RNA of Paramecium tetraurelia, 780 nucleotides long. RefSeq lists its product as uncharacterized. The transcript has 2 exons. NCBI's taxonomy places the organism in Eukaryota, Ciliophora, Oligohymenophorea, Peniculida, Parameciidae. The record is from RefSeq and is a predicted model, not a curated record.
AUGAUAGAGGGAAACUUGGGUGAACUAAUUUGGGGAAGUGUAGAACUGACAUUGAAUGUUCUUUUAUUGGAUAGAUUGAGGUCGCCUUAAAAAAUGCCAGCUUAGGGAGUAUGGAGAUUGUCACUCAUUCAUGAGUACAAUAAUUACUCAGACACCAAGGUGAGAUAUGUCGUAGCCUCACUACUUACCCCAGAUAUUUAUAAAUACUUUCGUAAUUUCCAAGAUCCACUUCAAUUUAUAUAUGGGUGCUUCAUGUUCUUCGAUCUCCUUGUCAUCUUAGAGGUUAUCACUAAUACUGAAACUAUCUACGCUGCCGCUCUUCUCUUAAGAGUAUUGCGCAUCGUCAAUAUACUCUAUCAAAUCCUCAAAGCUGCCAUGACUAUCAAAUUCAAGAAGACCAUCAAAUACACUCCUCCUCCUGUAACUAAGCCAUCUGAAGUAUCUCCACCUCAAUCCUUAAUCACAACCAAGGCCAACUCUCAUGAGGAAGAAUAAGAAGUAAUUAAACAACCAAAAAAACUAUUAAAUCCAUGUCAGUACUAAUUCAACAUCAGAACUUCUAAAUCUUCUGUGAUAACCAUUGCUACUAAUGAGAUUACUUAGUUGGACUCUCUUUUGGAUCAUCAACUAUACUUUGACAAAAGAACCUCGCUCAUGAUUAAGUUAAAUCUUUGUCUUAAGGCAUAUCAUCAAAAUAAUAUAAAAAAAACACCCUCAUCUGAAAUACUACUCAAACAGAUAGCCGGCUAUUAGGCUGAAUUAAUGCUCAUGCCUUAAUGA